AUGCAGAGCGCCGGGAACGAGCUUCCUAACAAUACCCGUAUUCAUCCUCCAGGCUUUUAUAUCAUAGGACUGAACUCUAUGCCGCACACCAACAUCUACGUCAUUUUUCUUUCUGUACUUUACAUGUUUACAAUAAUUUGCAACGUUUUUCUCAUCAGCAUCAUUUUCAAUGAACGUCGUCUACACAUCCCAAAGUUCAUGGCCGUUGGGAACCUGGCCGUGGUUGAUCUUGUGCUCAGCAGUUCUCUUGUGCCCAGCAUGAUAAAGGCGUAUCUUUUUCUGGACAAUUUUGUACCGUUCAAAUGGUGCCUUUUGCAAAUGUACACUUACUAUGCUUUUUUAUCACUCGAAUCCAUGUCGCUGUGUGUUUUGGCUUAUGACAGGAUGAUAGCAAUUUGCUUCCCUUUGAGACAGGAGACAUUGAACACCAACACCAAAAUGGCUUAUAUUAUAGGUGGGAUUUGGUGUUUUGCCAUUGGUGUUGUUAUUUAUGGCCCUACAUCCAUUACAUACUUAUCAUUUUGCGGCUCGGUGAAGGUCAACAGUUAUUUUUGUGACUAUGCUCCUGUUUUCAGGCUUGCAUGCAGUGAUAAUUCCCAGCAAUGGAUUUUUGCCACCAGUUUAUCCAUACUCCUAAUGUUUCUACCUUUCAGUUUUAUUUUCUUAACAUAUACGUGUAUACUGAUCUGUGUGUUCAGAAUGAAAAGCAUUCAGAACAGAUAUAAAGCACUGGCUACGUGCUCAGAGCACCUUAUAUUGGUGGCGCUGUUUUUUAUCCCUGUUUCGAUCGUUUUUAAUCUUGGUUUUUUUGGAAUUGUUAUAAAUCCUAAUGUAAGAGCGGUGGUGCUGUCCAUCACUUCUUGUCUUACACCCUGUGUGAAUCCCAUUCUCUACUCUCUGAAAACUAAAGAGAUUAGAAUCAGAGUUUAUGUUUUGUUUAUUCAGAGGCUGUCUGUCCAUCCACUACCAAAAUGA
Molecule: messenger RNA, 975 nt
Organism: Triplophysa dalaica
Lineage: Eukaryota; Metazoa; Chordata; Actinopteri; Cypriniformes; Nemacheilidae
Product: olfactory receptor 2AG2-like
Exons: 1
Coding region: 1-975 (324 amino acids)
Biological process (GO): G protein-coupled receptor signaling pathway
Cellular component (GO): membrane
Molecular function (GO): olfactory receptor activity; G protein-coupled receptor activity
Source: RefSeq, a predicted model, not a curated record